AUGAAGCUUUUUAACUUGUUGGUGGCCAUUCUUUUCAUUACCCAGAUUGGAAGUGGACUUCUAGGAAAUCUCUUCCUACUGUGCUAUUAUAUUUCUGCUUUACUCAGUGGCCACAGACUAAGGCCCAUUGACACUAUUUUUGUCAACUUGGCCUUUGCUAACUUGAAAGUUCUUUUGUUCAAGGGUCUCCCUCAAACAAUGUUCUUUUUGGGCAUGAAAAAUUUCCUUGAUCCUUUUUGUUGCAAUCUUAUCCAUUACCUUCAACAUCUGUCCCGAAGUGUUUCCCUAAGCACCACCUGCCUCCUGAGUGGUUUUCAGGUCAUUGCCAUCAGUGCCAGUAAUUCCAGGUGGUCUGAACUCAAAGCCCAAGCCACAAAGUACAUUGUCCAUUCUUGUCUCUUCUGCUGGUGCUUUUACUUGUUGAUAAAUUUGACUAUGCUUGGGAUCAUGCAUAACUCAAGGUUUAAGAGUAACAACACAAGAUGGUGGCAUCUAGGAUAUUGUUCAGUUGCAGCACCUGCCUCAUUUAAUACCACAUUCUAUGGUAUUAUCUUCUCUCUUCCUGAUUUUAUUUGCAUGGCAUUCAUGAUCUGGGCCAGUGUCUACUUGAUUUUUCUUCUUCAUAGACACCAUCAACGAGUCAAACAUAUUCACAACCUCCAUAUUUCUCCCGGAUAUUUUCCUGAGAUAAGAGCCACACAUGCAAUCCUUUUACUCGUGUGCACAUAUGUCUCCUUCUAUUCCAUUGAUUCCAUCUUGUCAUUUUCUGUUUUUCAGUUUGGCAAAUAUGAGUCCUUUCUCCUUCCCAUUGCACAGUUCAUGACUACAUGUUUCCCAACUAUCAGUCCCUUUAUCCUGAUAUCCUAUGAUUCCCAAGGUCACAGAAAUUGGCGUAAUCUAUGGAGCAAGAAAAGUUCUCAAUAA
This is a messenger RNA of Monodelphis domestica (gray short-tailed opossum), 924 nucleotides long. RefSeq names its product vomeronasal 1 receptor monDomV1R1221. Gene Ontology annotation, biological process: G protein-coupled receptor signaling pathway. The record is from RefSeq and is marked provisional. Gene Ontology annotation, molecular function: pheromone receptor activity. Lineage: Eukaryota; Metazoa; Chordata; Mammalia; Didelphimorphia; Didelphidae. Gene Ontology annotation, cellular component: membrane.